AUGGCCAACGACAUUGCUAACAGGCUCGUUGUAGCCAUUCUCAGCUUAAUGGCUUGCUGGAUAGCAAUAUGGUACUUGGUAUAUCUAGUGACAGGUUUUCAUUUAAGGUAUAUAGGUAUCAACAAUGGAGUCUAUUUCAGCAGAAUUACAUUUCAGACGCGGCGGUUCAAUGUGUAUCUCGGGUGCCUAAGAAUCAGACUCUGGGGAAACUCACGAAUGAUUAUCUUGGAUGAUUUGACUGUAAAUUUAAAGCGUACAGCUGGUGGAUCAUCAAAGUCCUCAAAGAGUAAUACUAAUGAGGUGCUUACUUUCUUUCCUUCUAAUUGGCUUGGGAAGAAACUAAUGAGAUUUGUUUUGAAACGAAUUCCCUCAAUUAGUUUGGAAUUGCGACAUAUGGAGUUUCUACCGUCGCCAAAACAUACUGUGAUACUAGAGUAUGUAAAGUUCAACCUCAAUACGAGGCUCAGUAGACGUUAUUCAGAGAGGCUAAAGUUCUAUACGAAUCUUUCAACUAGUAGGUUGAUACAUUCAGUCCUCAGACUAGAGAAAUCAACCGAACUCACAAAUUGGUCCACAAUUAAACUUCAGUUCAACUUCCUGGUAGCUUUGGAAAAUGGAGAGAUGAAAAGUAUUCGGCAAAAGCUUUCUGUUGACGAUGUUAACUUACUGGUUUUCAAUUUAGUGAAUCUCAUGUUGCAGGAGCAUCUGGAGUCAUGCGCAGGUGCUUGUAAGCUGAAUACUGAUCCACCGACGGAAAGCUCAUUCAGUAAGUCAAAAAGACUUUAUAAAGCAGUCCAUUCUAUCAUGUCGGAAUCGGCUUUGCAGAUAGAAAAUUUGACUUUGCUGCAGAUUCCUUUCGCUACAUUGGAUGAUAAUCAAAAUUUUGCUGAUUAUUUUCAGUCCUUUAUGCCUAGGUCAUCCUUGGAAAUCAAUGUAAAAUCAAUAUUAUUUAAUUUUGCAAAAUUAUAUGAUGAUUCUGCGGGUUUUGAGAUAUUAUUCGAUCCCCAGUACGAUGAGCCUUUUCAUCUUUCUGGCUCCGUACAAUUGUUAGCCCUCAGCUCUUCAGUGCUCUCUGAGGAUACAGAUUUCUCAACAAAGGAUACAGAUGAACUUUUGAACAUUCCAAAUGUUUCAUUCACCUGUAAAACCAACAUUCUUGACCGUUUAGCAAAAGGUGACGGCUUUAAAGACUGUGCUAUGGAAUUUUUUUCAUCAGCAAGUAGCCCUAUUCUCGAUCUUGAUGUGAAUCAAUUGAGCGAAGUGUUUUAUAACGUGGUAUUACUUAAGAAAUAUUUAACACUUGAGAAAAUUAGAAGCACAGAACACGAUCAUGAAUUGGUAGGCCAAUCUUCAAGCUACGACCUGACAGAUGGUGAUGAUACAAAAGUAGAUACUGGAGAUGAAGAAAGUAUAGAAUUAAAAAAUAAGAAAUUGAAUCUUGAUGAUGGUCGGGAAUCGCUCAAGAGAAAAUUCAUAAGUUUGCUCAAUGAAUAUUUUCCGAGCUUAGAUAUGAAAGUAAUUAUAGAACAGCCUCGAUUUAUUGUGCGUUUUAACAAUGAAAAAGAGUCAAAAAAUCAUUUAUUGAAUUUCUCUUAUUCGUUGUUGAAUUUUCAUUUCCUCACUACAGAUGAAAGAGAAUACAGCGGGAAAUGUGAUAUCUUAAACCCUUCCAUAAUUUAUCAAGAAAAAGAAAGUAAUGAGUCGUUUUCUAGAGGGCGAGAGAAGCUUCGAAAAGAAGUUUUCAAGAUAAAGACGCUUCUGAUAAAUCUACAUGUGUUUAACGACCUCUCUGUAAGGCCCGUUUUAGAUGUUAACGACGUGAUGAUUAAUUUGAUUCAUUUAAAUACCUUGGCAGGAAUUAGUAGCGUUAUAAAUGCUUUUUCGGAGAAAGCAGAGGAAUGCUUACUGAUCGGGGUAUUAAAUCAAUCAUUUAAUAAAGAAUUACUGAAGUUCAAAAAUUCUAGGUCUCGAAUAAAUUCAACUUAUAAGGCUCCCUUAACAGAAGUCAUAUUUAGGCUGCUUCCAGGAUGGCUACUUGAAUUCACAGUGAAAUUUUCGGUGGUUGAAAUUUUUGUUGGAUCCCGUUCCAUUUUGAUACCGAGCGAACUAGUCUCUAACUCUAGCAAAAGUGACUUAUCCACUGAUAUUAAUUCAGAUAAUGGAAAUUUGAGAAAGAUCAAAUUAUCAAUGCAAGAAUUCAUUUUACACACUCAACAAUCGAAUGAGAAAUCUUCUCUUUCUUCUCCGACAAGCAGUGCGUCGCUGCACACUUUAAUUUCAUCCGAAGAUAAUUCAUCAAUAUUCUGGUCGGUUGAUUUUACUAUAUCAAAGUUUAUCAUAAGCUCAGACUUGAGCUUAGCUGAAGGUUCUGAGAAGGUUCUCUUUGCUUUGCCUUCUAUUGUCCUCGAUGUGUCGGCUGUAGAAACAAACUUCAAGAAUAAUUUGAAAAUUGGUGGCAAUGUUCACGAUAUCAAUGGACAAUAUGAUCGUUAUAAACUUUUUGCAAUUAUUGGAUGUGUUCAUUUGAUGAGGCUGUUUAUUUUUAUUCCAUUCAAAGCUAUUAAAGACAAGUUGGAUCGAGAUUUAAGCGUAAUGAAAUUUUCUAUGAAACGAAACCAAAAAACAUCAUUCUGUUUGAAAGAGCAACUUUUAGUGAAUGUGUCUUUUAACAAAAUUGAUUUAGCUCUUCAACUAGCUGACGAUUUUAAGAUGAGGUGUCAAUCAUUUUCUGGCAGCUAUAAUUAUAGUCAAGGAAGAAGUGUCAUUGCUAUAGAUUUCACAAGAAUGUUGGUUAACUCGCCUUCAACCAAAAGUCACUGGAAUAGGAUUUUGUGUGUUGAUGAUUUGAAUAUAAAGCUCAACGAUCCUCAUCAAGAAUCGAAGGUCACAGUGUUAUCUACUUCCAUUAGGUUCAUUCAGCCUCAUAAAUUUGUGGUAUACAAGCUUUUCGAUAACAUUUCGAUAAAUAUCAAGAUUGUAAAGUUUUUGAUCUCUUUCUUGAAAGAUCAUGAUACUAAUCGAAAAAGAAAAAUUUAUCCUAAGGAGUCUAGGACCUUGCAAUUACCUAAGAUGAAGCUUUUGUCAAAGAAACUAUCAUUCUGGAUGGAGGAUGAUCCUUUUGAAAGUGAGUUGAAUAUGAUUUAUCAGUUGGGUAUACUUGAACAACGAAAAAGAAUAGAGUUAGUGGAUAUUUUUAAAGCUAAAGCAAAAUCUAAAUCUGAUGAAAAUCUAGAUAACGAGCAUUAUAUUUUAAAUGAAACUAUAUCUAAUUCUUGGAUACGAAAGGUGAAAGUUUACAAGGGUUCAUUGAGGGAUGAGUUAGUAGAGCAGCAAAGCUUCUUGUUCGGAAAUGAAACUAAAGUACCUAAACGCUUGAACUCGGGUGUUCUUUCAUAUAUGAGUCAGCCACCAUUGUUUUCGGUUUUAAUGAACAAUGUCAAUUUAGAUGUAUCAUGCCCUGAAUUCCCUUUACAAGAGUUACCAAACUUUUUGAAUAGGAUGGGCCAGGGUGUGCCUGUUGAUACGCGGUAUUCUUUGAUGAUACCAACUUUUGUUAGCCUUAAAUUGAACGAACUAAGAAUUCAUUUACGUGAUUAUCCUUUGCCUUUAUUACAUAUUCCAAGAAGUACGUAUGAGAAUGAGCAGAACUUUUUAAUGAAGGGCCAUUUAGUGAUUUCAGAGGCAUUAAUUCGCAAAGUUGAACAUAUGAGAAAAUUGAAAUUUAAUUUAGUCCCUGAUGUAUCUGAAAAUGACGAAUAUCAUUCUCUUGUAAUAGAGAAAUCACUAUCAACAGUAAAAAUGUAUAUUGAUUUAUACAGUAACUUUAUAUCUGAUAGAGCAACUAGGUUUGUUUGGGGUCAGUCUUAUCAAUUUGGAAUUCAACAAGCAAUGUUGAACUUCGAUCAAUUUUCAAAGCCUCCUGUCGAUCCUUCUUUAAAGCUAGGCUUUUGGGACAAGAUGCGGCUAAUAUUGCAUGGUAAAAUUACAGUUGAAACGGAAUCUAGUUUAGAAAUUGCUUUUAAAGGUUCACGGGAUCCUUAUGACUUAUUUGAGACGGCAUCUGGAUUUAUUCUCUCAUUUUCUGACCGAGUCGUAUGGAACAUCAAUCAAAAUGACGACUCCAAAGAUUUCUUCGAUAUUCAAUCAGAAAAGGUUUCAUGGUAUAUUCCAAAUUAUUUAUCAACAGGGCUAAUAAGCUGGUCGCGGGAUAGCAGUCAGUUUAACUACCUCCCAGCUAGCGACAACUUGAUUUCUUCAUGCUUUGCUUAUUACUUGAACGAUUAUCUGACUAAUCCAAGCGAUCUUAAAGCAUCCUCUACCGAGAUCUUUGAAAAAAAGGUAUUAAAAUUGAACGGAGGAGUACAUUUUAAGGUAGGUUUCUUACUACAGAGAAAGAAAGAUGACGGAUCCAAGACUGAAGACAAAUUACCACAUUGGCGGGUGAACUUAUAUAAUCCCGCGUACACGAAGGAAGGACAUGACUCAUAUAAAGGGUUCAGAACUGAUUAUAUCCAUAUGGCUUUUUCUUUGUUCGCAAAUACUGAGAAUAGUUACAAUUCAUUGCAUUUGAGUCCUGGUACCUUCAAACAAUUUUUCAGCUGGUGGAAGCUAUUUAGCGGAAAUAUGUCGCUUCCUAUUAGAAGGGGUUGUCUUUUUGGUGAGCAGAAGAAAUCUAUGAAAUUUUCUGAACAUUUAUCCACUAAUAAGUUUCAAUUUAAGUUUAAAUCUUUAUUCUUGACCCACAUAUAUCGCGACGAUGCUUUCAACGGAGAAGAAGAAAGAAUAGAUUUUAUUGGUUUGAAAGGUAAAAUGGACGAUUUCAUCGUUGACCUCCAUCAAAGAAAAGAAAAAAGGAUUGCAAUGCAUGAAGGGUUUUCAAAAAAAGAUAUCUUAAAGAUGAAUUUUAAUUUAGGAGAGGUCCAUCUUUCAGGCAUUGAUUUGAGAUGCAUGCAUGCUAUAUUUUUUGAAAAGUUCAACGAAAAUAAAUCAAGAAAGCUGGAACUGGAUUCUGGGCUUGAUAAAAAUAGUACUUGGUUUGACAUGGAUGAUUUUGAUGAAGCAUAUGUGGGGUCACUCACGUAUGUCAAACGCAAAGUCAUUAUACAUCCGCUCCUUUACUCUAAGAGGUUUUCUUAUUUUAGGGAUACUGAGCAUGAUCGAGAUUCUUCUGAUAAAUCGGAGGAGUUUGGAAAUGAACAAGUUCAUGACUGUUUAUUGGAUCCUGACAAUAUAUUUCGAUCUCAAAUAGACUUGUAUCAAGAUAGAAUCAACUUGCUUCGAAAAGAACUGGAAGAUUCGAAGCAAAACACUGAUUAUUCUUUGCAAGAACGUAUUCAAUCAUUGGAGUCGGACGUAAAUAAAGCUAAACAUGAAAUGAAAACGGAAAAUAGAAAAAACUCAAUAAUUUCUGCUUCAUCAACAGAAAGUUUUCACAAUAAAUUUACUUUGAUUAGUAUGCUUUUAAAAUGGAACGUGAACAGCAGAAAUACAGUUCUCAAAUACAUUCACUUCGUUCAACUUAAAAGCAGCCUUGCUAAAUAUUUAUCUUUCGAAUCAAUUAGGACUCUCGAGAGUAUCAUUGAUCAGAGUGAACAAUUCCUCGAUGAAGACGCUAGUUCCAAUAUUAGAUCUAGUAUUCUGCAGUUAAAACUGGAAAAGACAUUGUGUAUGCAUGAUGUAAGUUGCGAAGAUCGACUCAAUGAUUUCGACAGCAUUUUAAGGAAAGUUCUGGGUGAAGAGACGAUAGCAGAAGAUUAUUUAAUUGACGUCAUAUCACCACAGAUCCAGCUACAAAGUGAAGAUAUACCGGACUCGGUAGUAUUGAUAGCUGCUCCUACUAUUAAUGCCAAAAUUGUUUCCGUAUACAAUCACUCUACUGACAAACUCCUUGUUGAUGCUAAUGAGCUUGAAACGAGAUAUGGAGUCUUCCUUCAUGAUGCGAACAUUUUUGUUUUAAAUAGAAACAGUGCGGAAAAUUUCUCAAGCCUAAUAUUAAGUGAGAAACCAUAUGGGUCUGCUACUAAUUGGCCACCUUGGUUGGGACUUGAAGUUUGCAAAAAUGGAAACUUCGCUGGUAAAGAGAACUUGUUGGUAGAAAACAUGUCCAUGAUGAUAACAUACGAGGAAUUGAAACCUUUAGGAAAUAAGCUAUCUAAAUCCAAUGAAAGCAAGAGCAAUGAAGAAGAACAGGCUCAAGAUGACAAAUAUGGUUCCUUGAGUACGCCUAACAAAUUGCAUAUUGAUGUACCAAAAUUUGUCAUUACAUCUACUGCAAGACAGUAUUUCACUCUAUAUAUUAUUGUUUUGAGCUUAUUAUUUUACAGUGAGCCUAUGAGUAAAACUCUAGGAGAAAAGCUUCAAAGGUUGAAAUUCUCUAUAGGGUUUCAGGAUUUGAAGUCAUUGAAAGAUCGAAUAUCUAAAAUGCAUGAAUAUUAUAGAGUCAUGACUCUCAUUUCCCAGAGUUAUACAUUCAGACAGAAUCACUUAAAUAAUGAUAGUUUGAAUGAUGCAUCAAUGCUCGCUAUAGAACGUGGUAACGCCGUAACUGAAAUUUACUUGUUGAUGAGCUCCAUUCUCAGUGGAGAAAUAAACACGCUGGAGACAGGCUCUCAAAAUAAGGCUCACUGGUUUAUUCGGACGGACCAGCUCAUCUUGCAUUUGCUUGAAGAUAAUAGAAAACCUAUCAUAGACCUUGCUUUGGCUAAAGGGACAUAUAAGCGCCUCAUUAAAGAGGAUGGUGCAAACCACAAUCGUAUUGAGAUUUCCGUGAUGCAAGGGUUUAAUUUAAUUCCAAAAGCUCCUUUCCCAUCUCUACUUGAACCUUUGGAAGUUCCUGGUAAGGACCUGAAAUUGGACAACCUCAUUACUGUCGAUUGGUCAAUGAAAAGAUCUAUUGGAGGCAUCAGAAUCAUGGAAGAUUUUGAAAUAAAUUCGCUCCCGAUAAAUGUCAACUUGGAUGAAGUGACGGGCGAUAAGUUAAUGAAGUUUAUAAAUCAAUCAGAUUUAACAAAUUUGAACCCUAAACCACAAGCCAACGAUGAUUCAGAAGAUGAUGAUUUUGAUCAAGAAUCAGAAAUGGAUGGAGAUGGUAUCGUCGAGGGCUUAGAAGGUGCUGAUAAGGGCAAAAAGGUUGAUAGUUCGGCUAAUAGAAGUUUUUCGAGUCCAAGGUUAACCCAGAGGACGGUCAACUCAGUUGGCAAUACAUUUUCCUUCUCCAAUGAAUCAUCCAAUGAUGAGUACCAAGAAGAAUCGGAUGCAAUGCUUGGAAGAUCGAAAAAGUUUUUAAGCAUAGUUUACUUUAAACUUCAUCCAAUAGCACUACUGAUAUCUAUAAAGCUUAAAAGUGGAUACAAGAGGCUUCUUAAUGUCCACAAACUAUUGAUAGACCUUCCAGCGCUUGUUAUACGUGGUCAAGUUCUUUCGAUGUUAGACAUAAUGAAUCUACUAAAAAAGACAGUCAUUAGGACGCUAAUUAGACAUAGUGGACGUCUAAUCAAAAAUAAACUCACUUAUCGAAAGAGAAGAUCUAGAGCAUUAGUGUCUAUCCCUUUACGCCCUCUAAAGAAAUAUGCAGAGUUCACCAAUGUCGCAGAACUAAGAGACUCUAAUCAUUCUAAAAACGAUGACAAAACAUAA
Messenger RNA from Priceomyces carsonii, 7635 nucleotides. It is a transcript of the gene FMP27, whose product is annotated as Fmp27p. The coding region runs from base 1 to 7635 and encodes 2544 amino acids. The record is from RefSeq and is a predicted model, not a curated record. NCBI's taxonomy places the organism in Eukaryota, Fungi, Ascomycota, Pichiomycetes, Serinales, Debaryomycetaceae. The transcript has a single exon.